AUGGUGAUAUACCUCGCCACCGAGGACCCCGAGGAGGAAUCCACGAGAGACCGAACUGACCCCGAGGAGCAACCCGAAACCGGAGAUCCCCUCGAGGACAUGGAAACCCCGAGACCAGCUUCGGAUUACGUGCUCAAGCACGUACUUUUCGUCCGGUUACAACCUAACCAGGAGAGGAGCAACCAGCACCAUCCGGACCAGCAUAGGAGCAUCCAGGACCAUCCGGACCGGGAGAGGACCGUAAGUGACCGUCCUGACCACGAGAGGUCCAUCCGGGAUCAUCAGGAUCUCGAGAUGCAGGAUCGGGAUCAUCGGGAUCUCGAGGUGCGAGAACAGGAUCUCGAGGUGAGUGACCGGGAUCAACGGGAUCUCGAGGUGCAAGAACCGGAUCUCGAGACACGAGAUAGGGAUCAUCCUGACCUCGAGGGACGUGACCCGAAGGAUCCUGACCCCGAGGGAAGUGACCACGAGUAUCCAGACCCCGAGGACCCCGAGAUCAUGAAGCAGAUGUGCGAGGGUGAAGACCCGGAGCAUCGACCCGGAGGGAACGACAACGAAGACGACGACAGGCGAGUUCUUCUGCAGUGGCUGACUGGUCCCGAGUAG
Messenger RNA from Harpegnathos saltator (Jerdon's jumping ant), 606 nucleotides. Its product is annotated as nuclear speckle splicing regulatory protein 1-like. The transcript is spliced from 2 exons. NCBI's taxonomy places the organism in Eukaryota, Metazoa, Arthropoda, Insecta, Hymenoptera, Formicidae. Bases 1 to 606 code for a protein of 201 amino acids. The record is from RefSeq and is a predicted model, not a curated record.